Messenger RNA from Balaenoptera ricei (Rice's whale), 1357 nucleotides. RefSeq names its product calcium voltage-gated channel auxiliary subunit gamma 1 (gene CACNG1). Gene Ontology annotation, cellular component: membrane; L-type voltage-gated calcium channel complex. Gene Ontology annotation, biological process: regulation of calcium ion transmembrane transport via high voltage-gated calcium channel; calcium ion transmembrane transport. Bases 162 to 905 code for a protein of 247 amino acids. Gene Ontology annotation, molecular function: voltage-gated calcium channel activity; calcium channel regulator activity. Lineage: Eukaryota; Metazoa; Chordata; Mammalia; Artiodactyla; Balaenopteridae. The record is from RefSeq and is a predicted model, not a curated record. The transcript is spliced from 5 exons.
GGGCAGCUGCUCGGCCCGUCCAGCGCCCCCCCGCCCACGGCCGGCCCCCUCCGGCCCCGCCGGACACACUGAACAGCUGCGGCCGCCCCGGCCCGACCGCCACCUGCCCGGGAGGACGCGGCCGCCGGACCUGCCCCAGCGCCCGCCGCUCCGCGCCCGCCAUGCCGCAGACCGAGGCCCUGAAGGUCCGCCUGACCCUCCUCUGCGUGCUGGCGGGCAUCGUGCUGGCGCUGGUGGCCGUGGUGACCGACCACUGGGCCGUGCUGAGCCCCCACGUGGAGCACCGCAACGCCAGCUGCCAGGCGGCGCACUUCGGCCUCUGGCGGAUUUGCACCAAGCGGAUCGUGCCGGGCGACGGCAGGGACAGGAGCUGCGGACCCAUCACCCUGCCUGGGGCACCAGAAGCUGCAAGAGAGAAAAGCACAGCAUCAAUCCCGAAUCACCAGUGGCAGUCACACACCCCAGAGAAAAACUGUUCCUACUUCAGGCAUUUUAACCCAGGCGAGAGCUCGGAGAUCUUCGAAGUUACCACUCAGAAAGAGUACAGCAUCUCGGCCGCAGCCAUUGCCAUCUUCAGCCUGGGCUUCGUCAUCGUGGGGACCGCCUGCGCGCUCCUGUCCUUCCGGAAGAAGCGGGAUUACCUGCUGAGGCCGGCAGCCAUGUUCUUCGCCUUCGCGGGUCUCUGCAUCUUCGUCUCGGUAGAGGUCACACGGCAGUCGGUGAAGCGCAUGGUCGACAGCGAGGACACCGCCUGGAUCAAGUACUAUUACUCCUGGUCCUUCGCCUGCGCCUGCGCGGCCUUCGUCCUCCUCUUCCUAGGCGGCCUCGCCCUCCUGCUCUUCUCCCUGCCGCGGAUGCCCCAGAACCCCUGGGAGUCCUGCAUGGACGCCGAGCCCGAGCACUAGCCCUCCUGGGCCCCGACCCUCCUCGGGGCUGUCCCCAGCCCAGAACAUUCUAGAAGGAGGCGGGAGCGCUACUUCUCCCCGUUCCCCCCCGCCCCUCCCCCCCCCCCCCCCGCCGCCGGCAGCACAGCUGCUCGCCCUGUCUGAGCACUUCUCUGGGCGGUGAACCCAGCAAGUGGCCGUGGUCCAGACCUGCCCCACGCAGGAGGAAGGCAGGUGCACAGGCGCUUGGAGAGGCCCGACCUCCCGCUGGAGUUCCCCGUGGUCCUUGAUAAGCCCACCGACUGUCCUCUGUGGCUCGUCUACCUGUUCUGGGUGUUCAGCUGUGUGAAUGGCCAGACCCCCUCUCCUUCCUGGUGACCCGCACAGCCCCUCCUUGGCUUCUGGGAGCCCCAACAAGCAGUUUUUAACUGGUUAGACUCUGACUGUGGUUUGAAAUAAAACCUCUUCAAAAA